UUUGUUUAUGUUUAUGUUUAUGUUUAGAAACGCUAACGUGCGUUAAUCGCUUAGAAGGUUAUGAUGUUCGAUAAAGAUUGUUUUGUCUCUUUUGCUGCCGUAACAUGUUUGAAAAUUCUAUUUAUUCCACUUUACAAGUCUACUGAUUUUGAAGUCCACAGAAAUUGGAUGGCCAUAACAUAUCAAAAGCCAGUGAACGAAUGGUAUUUAGAGAAAACUUCCCAAUGGACACUUGACUAUCCACCAUUAUUUGCUUGGUUUGAGUAUUUUCUUUCUGUAAUAGCAAAGUAUUUUGAUCCAAAGAUGCUUGAAGUGACUAACUUGAACUAUGAAAGCUCACAAGCAGUUUUUUUUAUGCGGAUGUCUGUGGUAUUUUCAGAUGUCAUAUAUUAUAUUGGAGUUAAUCGUAUUUUCAAUUUGAGCAAAACCCAAAAAGCUAGCAUAGAUGACCCAUGGUUAAGAAAAGAAGUAGUGCUAGCCAUGUUAUUGUUGUGGAAUCCUGGUCUUUUGCUGGUGGAUCAUAUUCACUUUCAGUACAAUGGAUUUUUGAGUGGAAUUUUAUUCAUUUCUGUCGCUGAUAUGUUUCAGGAAAAAUAUGUCCAAGGUACAUUUUGGUUCUGCAUAUUGAUCAACUUCAAGCAUAUAUAUCUUUAUCUAGCACCAGCAUUUUUCAUCUUUCUGUUGAAAAAUUAUUGCUUUAAAAGCACGGAUGGAAAUGUAGAUUUUAGAAGAUUUUCAGUGAAACAUUUUCUGGCAUUAGCUGCAAUUGGCAUAGUUACAGUGCUGAUAUCUUUUGGUCCCUUUAUUUAUAUGGGACAGCUGAAGCAAGUUCUUUCUCGAUUAUUUCCUGUUAAACGAGGCUUGACACAUUCAUAUUGGGCUCCAAAUAUAUGGGCACUUUAUAAUUUUGCUGACAGGGUGAUUAGUUUUCUUGCAUAUCAGUUGAAAUUUUAUGCAUAUGAAAAGCUCCAGACAUGCUCCACUAGGGGAUUAGUGCAAGAAUGUGACCAUGUUAUUCUUCCUUCAGUUUCUUCAAUUUUCACAUUAUUUCUUGCUGCACUUUCAUUCAUUCCUGUGUUUUAUAUUACAUGGAGGAAACCAGGAAGCCCUAAAGUCUUCAUAAACAGUCUGAUUUUAUGUUCCUUUGGAAGUUUUUUAUUUGGAUACCAUGUACAUGAAAAGGCUGUUUUGAUGAUAAUACUUCCUAUGACGAUUACUUCAGUUUUUUAUAAAGAAGAAGCACAAAUAUUUGCUUUCCUCUCAGUUGUUGGACAUUUUUCUCUUUUUCCUCUUCUACAUAAAGAAGGAGAGACCCUGUUGAAAAUUUUGCUGUUAUUACUUCAUGCAGUGUACAUGUUCUCCUCUCUUAAUGAACUGCAUCAAUUGAAAUCAUCACUGAUCACCAGUCUGGAGAAAUUAUACUUCUGCGGUCUGAUUGUUUUGCAACUGUUUCACAGCAUCUUUGCUGAAAUUCUUGGCAUAGAGAAAAAGUUACCAUUUCUUCCACUGAUGUUAACCUCUACAUACUGUGCAUUUGGUAUAUUAUAUGCAUGGAUAAAAUAUUGCUAUCUGACCCUAAAUAGCACUGAUUCUGACAUAACACGGAAGAAAAGGAAAAAGUAGUUUUAAAAUGCCUUACUGUAUGGAGUAAAGUAUUAUUGUUGUCUGUGCCUCUUAGGUUGAAAGAACGUAUUGUAUUUGUUAGUUAAUUGUAUUAAAAUAUGCUUUUCUAUUACAUAGUCAUAAUACUGCCUGAAUAAAGAAAAUUAGUUUGUA
Molecule: messenger RNA, 1776 nt
Organism: Stegodyphus dumicola
Lineage: Eukaryota; Metazoa; Arthropoda; Arachnida; Araneae; Eresidae
Gene: xit
Product: ALG6/ALG8 family glucosyltransferase xit
Biological process (GO): dolichol-linked oligosaccharide biosynthetic process; protein N-linked glycosylation
Cellular component (GO): endoplasmic reticulum membrane
Molecular function (GO): dolichyl pyrophosphate Glc1Man9GlcNAc2 alpha-1,3-glucosyltransferase activity
Source: RefSeq, a predicted model, not a curated record